Molecule: messenger RNA, 640 nt
Organism: Lentinula edodes (shiitake mushroom)
Lineage: Eukaryota; Fungi; Basidiomycota; Agaricomycetes; Agaricales; Omphalotaceae
Exons: 3
Coding region: 221-583 (120 amino acids)
Source: RefSeq, a predicted model, not a curated record
CUCUCCACUGGCAGUAAGCAUGAAGAUUAAUUUCGGGUCCAUGAACUGCGGCCUUUGUCAAGACCUCAUCGAGAGACGUUGACUCGGGUUCGAGUGCAAACGAUAUACAGUGAAGAAGGUUAAGUGAAAGAAGACGAGGAUAUGCCGGAAAUACCAAAGAUUCCCAGUAUAUAAAGACUGCUGACCAGCCAACGCCAGUUCCUACUAUCCACAACUGACAAUGAAGCUUCUCGCUGUCUUUGCUGCGACAGUAGCAUGCGUCUCUGCGGGAACAUUUGUUUCCCCUACCAAUGGUUCUACCAUAUCCUCGAGUGGGACAUUCAACUUCACCUGGGUUUCUAGCCGAUACUUCAAAGAGUCGAGCCGAUCUGUCACCGUUCUUCUUGGAGAAAACCUGGAAGGUGUCGUUUUGGCAAAAAACCUUGCAUCCACUGCGCAAGGUGAAGGAGCAGAGGGACCCACUUAUCACGCCCAGUUGACACCGCAAUUUGUGGCAUCCUCUCCGCCUGGUGGCAACUACCAAGUAAUAGUCAUCGAGGAUUACUCCUCAUACGGGCAAUGGGUAUCGAGUACGAGACUAUAACUGUCUCCCCAGCAUUGAAAGCUUCCGACGUUCCGUACCAGUUGAGCCUGUAGAUGA